UUCCCCUUCCCCGAGACAGUGGUAGCGUCUCCAGGGGCAACAGCAAUGGCGGCCCCGUUGUCCGAGCGGCUCUUCUCGCUGGAGCUGCUCGUAGACUGGGUGCGUCUUGAAGCCGGGCUGCUGCCGCCGCCGCCCGUGGUCGCGGUGGAGGAGGAGCAAGAGGAGGCCGAAGAGGAGGAGGCAUCGCCGCCACGGCCAUCGCGCGACUUGUGCCCCGCCGUGGCCUUCCGCCUGCUGGACUUCCCCACGCUGCUGGUUUACCCUCCUGAAGGCCCCGGCGCCCCAGCCCCGGAGCCCCGGCCCGGCCUGGUCAGCUUCGGUCGCGGCAAGUCCUGUCUCUUCCGCCUGCACCCCGCCACCCUGCACCGCCUGCUCCUUCGGACCCCGCUUCACACCCUGCUACUGCAGCUGCCCCCUGGGCGUCCGACUCCCGCCCCACAGCUCCUGGGUGCCUGUAGCAUCUCGCUGGCCGCCGCCGCCCACAAGGUCCUGGGACAGGCCGCCUCCGGCUGCUCCCAGGGUCAUCGAGGAAAUUUCCCUCUGCAUAACCAAGCUGGGGAUCGGAUUGGGUACAUUGCUCUGGGCUACCGCUUGACUGAUUUGGGAAGCAGCUUGUUGGGCCAUCUCGAGACGCCAGUUACUUCCACAGGAGGUGGGGUGGAGCGUGUAGAGGGCAGUUCCCAAACCCUGCGGGAAAAACAGCAACCAAACUCAGAGCCAAGAGCGAGAGAUGCUGAUAGGUUUCUCGUGGGUUUAAAAAUCCCAAAGGUACAGAAGGAUUUGGAGGAAAGAGCUUCCCACAGUAAGAACAACUCUGGUAACACGGUUUCUGUGAAGCAUGGCAAAACCAAGUCUAUUUGUUCAAAUUCUAGUGGUGUGAGGAGCGUUAGCCCCCCAGAUCAGGAAGUCACAGAGUUAGACAUUGAAACCAACACUUUUUGCCCCCCUCCUCUGUAUUACACUCAUUUGACCCAAGAAAAGAUGUCUCCUGUACAGGGUACAAUCACCAUUAAGCCUCAAAUAAAUGUACCUGAGGAAUUGGAUGCUGUUUUUCUAGAGGAAAAUCAUGCAACUGCCCCAACACCUACUGAUUCUCUGAAACCUACUAAUUCUGGGUUACAUGAGAAUCCUCCAGUGCUCAUAAAUGCUCCGCAUGUUCAGGAUAUAGGAGCAAGUGAUCAAACUACAGAUCAUGCUCAAACUGAACAAAAUAGAAUUAAUACAGUAAGGCAGCUGCCUUUGUUAAAUGCUUUGUUGGUUGAGUUGUCCGUGUUAUACAACCAACCUGUGGCAAGCCCUACUCAAAUACAUCCUCACUUAGCCUGGUUAUAUAGAACUGAGGAUAAGAAGUCACCAGAAUGCACAUGUAAAUCUGAAUCUAAGGAUCGGCUUUCUAUGGGGGGAAAUGAAAAGUCAGCAAAUCUUCAGUAUAAAAAGAACCAAGCUGAAAAUCUCAAAAAAGGUAAAUAUUUUGAAAAGAACAGUGGUAACCCCCCCCACAGAGUUCCAAGGGGGAAGUUGCUUUACGGUUUAACAAAUACACUUAAACUACGUUUAAAGCAGACAAAUCCUGAUAUGUUGGUAGUACAUGAAAAAAGAGAGCAGUAUAGAAAAAUGCAAGCACAAAUGUUAGGUGCAAAACUCAGAACUCCACCAUCCAAAGUUAAAGUAUUAAGCUUUGCAGAACAACAUCAGAAGCCACACCAACUGCCGAAAGAUAAGUGUUUGGGAUUAGAUGCAUCUUUUGCUGAAAACAGUGAUACCUCAAAGCAAAUCAGUGGAGUUUUUGAUGACCAUAGCACAACUAAAGAAACUAAACUGAAAUGUGCAACUGAAAAAGCUGUAGAUUGUGGUGAACAUAGUGCCAAUAAUGGUUUAUUGGAAGAAAUUGUGAGUCCUGCAAAUUCCAUUGUCCCUGAAGGUUUUACUCAUGCAAGUAUUUUGGAAGGAAAAAUGGAAAUGAAAGUCCAAAGUUCAUGUGUUUUCCAACAGGUUGCAGUUGUUAACAGAAUUGUAGUAGAUAAAGAAAUAGAGGAUAAACAGGUCAAAACCACCGAUGAUGACACUCUUAUUGAUGAUAUCAGUGAAAAUAAACCAAGUAAAAAUAGUUGCUCUGAAAGCAUCUCAGAAUUAAAGUAUUCUGAUGACUUCACCAGCCCUUGCUCUUCUGAAGAUUUCUAUACCACUGAGGACACUAGCAGAAUUUUACAAGCUCAUGAUAGCAGUCCAGGGGCAGAAAAUCCAAAACAUAACCAAUACACAAGUAAGUCUAGUGAAACAAUACUGUCCAUAAGAAAAAACAGCAGUGAAAAGAGUUCUAUUCUUAGCCCACCUUUUUCAGCUGGAUCACCAGUACACUCAUAUAAAAGAUCUCAUAUUUCAAAGAUUCAAGAUAAAAGUUUGGAGGAAACGUCUAGUAUCUCUAGCAGUGAUUUAUCUUCAUCACACUGGAUUGAGGAAAAAGAAAACCAGAGAGAUCGAAACAGUAUGUAUAAUUCUAAAGUUAUAAAGAGGGGUCAAGACAUCUCUAUUAAACUUAAAACAAGAACUGGUUGCAAGUCUUCAGAAAAAAGCCAGUCACCUCGGACAUCUCAAGUGAGUUCUUAUCUGCCAUCUAAUUUGUCAGAACUAGAACUUAAUGUCCUGGAUAGCAGUACACCAGAUCGCUUUGACGAAGAUGAUGAAGUUGCUUCACUAAGUAUUUCCAAACAAUGCAAAGAUAUUUGCGAAUUAGUGAUAAAUAAACUUCCAGGAUAUACAGUGUGAAAAUACGUGCUUUUAAAAAAAAUUUCAUUUUUGUAUAACCUAUGUGUACUGUUAGUGAAACAAUUUUUAAUAUUUUAGUAUAUACAUUACAUGAGUAAUUCUUUUUAAGAAAUAUGUUAUUUUGAUGUCUAGAUAGUAUUUAUUAAAUUGAACAAUAUUAAUCAUGAAAUCACCUUAUAAUCUAGGUAAGAUUUAAGUUGUUUAAUCUUAUAAGAAUAAAAGUAUCUUUCUAAACUAUCUCAAAGUAUCUAUCUGAAAGUAUCAGUCAGCCUAAAGCUGGCUUCAGGCACACCAUUACAAAAAGAAGGCUAGUUAAUAAGGAUAACCUCAGAUUUUAAUGGGAAUAAGUCAUUUAACAAAUAUAGAAGAACUUACUCUGUGAGAUGCAGAAAGGUACAAAAAUAUUUAAGAUAUAGCCCCUGUAUGUAGAGCUUACUGUUUUAUAUAGACAUGAAUUCUUUAGGGAAAUCUUAGAUACAUACACAUCCCAUAUCCCCAACAGAUGAAGUCCUUUUUUAUAUGUUGUCAUUGUGCUCUGUACUUUUUUUUUUUUUUAAUGCAGUUUGUGUGAUUACUUGAUUAAUGUGUAUCUUCUGUUAGGCUUCAGUUUUGUGAUGGAAGGGACCAUAUCAGUUUUGCCCACCAGUGUAGUAUGUUCUUAGUAUCUAGCACGGUCUAGUAUGUGGUUGGGGUGUGAUGAUAGCAUGUGUUGAACAAAUUAAUGAAGGCCAUGCAUUUAAAAUAACCUGAUGGGAGGGAAUAGAAUUAAGUAAACAAGCAAAAAUCCUGAGAAUAAGCAGCAGAAAAUCCUUAUUGGAAACAUGGUUAUUUGACUACAAUAUUUUUGUUUUGCUGUGUAUAAACAGCCUGCAGGUGUUCAACAGAUAUUUAGGGAAGGAAGCUAAGAAAGGUGUCUUCCAGUUUCUUAUAUAGAAAUUCAAUUUAUUGUUGUCAUUUCAGGUUGUUCCAUAGUUAUUUUUAAAGUAUGAAAGUUUGUUUUUAGGAAGUCUAGUGAUCAUUUCUUUAUAAUUUCUUCCCAUUGGUUUUGUACUUAGACCUUAUUCUAUGUUCAAAUGUUUACAUGUAGUUUUUUUAUGUGUUUUAUUUUAAUUUUUACGCUUUUUAAUAUAUCUGAUAUUUUUGGAUGUAUGAAGUGAGGCCCUAAUUUUCCUUGCUUUAUAAGUAAUUAAAUAAUUAUGUAAGUAUUAUCUUUUGAAUGAUAAUAACAGAUAAAAUGUAGAAAGGUGGUAAGAGAUGAGGAUGUUAUAUUUUGAGAAACAAUACGAAUAAAAGAAAUAUGGGAAUGAG
Molecule: messenger RNA, 4074 nt
Organism: Leptonychotes weddellii (Weddell seal)
Lineage: Eukaryota; Metazoa; Chordata; Mammalia; Carnivora; Phocidae
Gene: MAP10
Product: microtubule associated protein 10
Biological process (GO): positive regulation of cytokinesis; mitotic spindle midzone assembly; cytoplasmic microtubule organization
Cellular component (GO): centrosome; mitotic spindle pole; midbody
Molecular function (GO): microtubule binding
Source: RefSeq, a predicted model, not a curated record